AUGCAAGCUUGUGUGCUGUUUAUCUUCUCUGCCAUCAUCCUUGUCUUGUCUACUGCUUCCCCCAUCCUCUUUAUUCCUGCCCCUGUCUCCUUCUUCCCCGCCUCUCUCUCACACUUUCCUCCCUCACUCAGACCUCCCCCCUCUCCCUCAUGCCUCUCCCCUUCUCCACCAAUCCCGUCUCACAGGGAUGCCACCAGGGCAUUCGUCUCGGGCAACUUCUCAGGCUUUACUCCUCUCCCCCACACCUUCCUCUCCCCCUCUGUCCAUCCUUUGUUCAGUCAUUUUCCAUUCCUUUUCCAUCCCUUUCCCCCUCCUACCGUCCCUUACUCUCCCAUUCCCUCCCGUUUUAGAACCCUUUCUAUCCUUUUCCAUCCCUCUCCAUCUCUUUCCAUCCCUCUCCGUCCCUUUCCAUCCCUCUCCAUCCCUCUCUCCCCUGCAGGCGAUGGCUUAACGGACGACCUGACGGGGCUGUCAGGCGAGCAGUGCAUCGGCGUUGCUGACUAG
Messenger RNA from Closterium sp. Naga37s-1, 504 nucleotides. NCBI's taxonomy places the organism in Eukaryota, Viridiplantae, Streptophyta, Zygnematophyceae, Desmidiales, Closteriaceae. The record is from the annotation of a GenBank genome assembly.